AUGAUUUAUCGUGUGUUCAUUGUACUUUUUACUAUCUGGUUCUGUGAUUCCAGAGUAAUAUCUACGAAUUCCAAAGAGGAUGACAGAAUUGUUGAUUUGCCAGGUGUUGAUACUCCGCCAAUUUUUAAGCAGUACUCUGGAUAUCUGAGUGGGGCUGAUGAUAACAUUCAGCUACAUUACUGGUUAGUCGAAUCUUCAUUUGAUCCAGAGGCGGCUCCUCUCCUUUUAUGGCUUAAUGGUGGACCCGGAUGUUCGUCUCUAGAAGGACUGGUUUCAGAAAAUGGUCCAUAUAAGCUUGUCAAAGGUCCAAAGCUGGUUGAAAAUCAAUUCUCGUGGAAUAAGUUUGCCAAUGUACUCUACUUAGAAGCACCUGCUGGUGUCGGCUUCUCAUAUUCUAUCAAUGGUAGUCUUCAUACAGACGAUGAUAUAACAUCAGAAAACAAUUUCUAUGCACUACUGAAUUUUUUGAAAAAAUUCCCAGAAUAUGAAAAACGUGACUUCUAUAUAGCUGGUGAAAGUUAUGCUGGUGUUUAUGUGCCCACAUUGGCUCUUCGGGUUAUUAAUUCAGAUAAAUUUAACUUGAAGGGGAUUGCAGUAGGUAACGGAUAUGUUCAUGAUGAAUUUUUGGACAAUUCUGCUUUAUACUUUGCUUAUUAUCAUGGACUUGUAGAUGAAGACCAAUGGAAUACUCUAUUGACACAAUGUUGUCAAGUUGGAUAUCCUACUAAAUGUUUAUUUACUAGAAACGCUUCAGACUUUUGUGAUGCUAUCAUAGGUCAAAUAGCUGGCAGUGUAAUGACUGAAAUGAAUAUUUACAAUAUUUAUUCUGAAUGUGAAGGUGGCAUUACUCCGCAUCAUCCAACUUCUAGUGAUAAACACAGUGAUUUUGGUAAUUUAUUCCGUAAGAAUAAAUAUAUGCAAGAGCAUCGCCAGUUAUUGAGAACAAUGGGUCGUAAACUUCAAACUCGACUGGCGAUACCUUGUUUAAAUGAUUCUACAAUACGUGGAUAUUUCAAUUCAUCAGAUGUACGUAAAGCCAUACAUGUCAGAGAAGAUAUACCUGUAGAAUGGGAUAUAUGCAGUCAAGAAGUGAAUUUUGGUUAUACACGUCAAUAUACGGAUUUAUCAUCACAGUAUACACAACUUUUACAAUCUGGUGUCAAUAUUUUAAUUUAUAACGGUGAUACUGAUAUGGCAUGUAAUUAUAUAGGUGAUGAAUGGUUUGUAGAUAAUUUGAAUUUACCGGUUGAAAUGAAUCGUACAUCUUGGUACUAUACAGAAGUUGAUGGAACACAACAAGUUGGUGGUUAUUGGAAAGGCUACAAGUUGCAUAAAUCACUUUUAGUUUAUACAACAAUUCAUGGAGCUGGACAUAUGGUACCACAAGAUAAACCAGUUGCUGCUUAUUCUAUGAUGUCGAUUUUUGUUCAAGCCGCUUAA
Molecule: messenger RNA, 1440 nt
Organism: Trichobilharzia regenti
Lineage: Eukaryota; Metazoa; Platyhelminthes; Trematoda; Strigeidida; Schistosomatidae
Source: the annotation of a GenBank genome assembly